AUGAAUUUCUCUUUACUUUCUACAAUGUUAUUAGCAUUAGCAUUGUCUUUUGUUUGCUUGUUUUCUGUUGGUCAUGCUCAAGAACUUUCAGGAAAUGCAAGAGUUUCUGCACUCUUCGCUUUUGGAGAUUCCAUGCUCGAUACCGGAAACAACAACAAUCUCAGGACUCUUACCAAAUGCAAUUUCUUUCCGUAUGGUAGAGACUUUGCUGGUGGAAAAGCCACUGGAAGAUUUGGAAAUGGACGAGUUUUCUCAGAUCUUAUUGCCGAAGGUUUGAGCUUAAAAACUCUCUUACCAGCUUACCGUGAUCCAAACCUUUCCAACAAUGAUCUCUCGACCGGUGUUUGUUUUGCAUCCGGUGGUUCAGGUCUCGAUGAACGCACUGCCAGUUCACAAGGAGUUAUAUGGGUGACAGAUCAGGUGAAAGAUUUCAAAGAGUAUGUCACUAGACUAAACGGCGUUGUAGGAGAACAAACAAAUGCACUUAUAUCAAACGCUGUUUAUUUAAUCUCAGCUGGUAAUAACGAUCUUGCCAUCACCUUUGCGACUGGGCGGGCACAAUCCACUAUUUCAGAUUACACUGAUCUCAUGGUCACUUGGACUGAUAAUCUUUUAAAGAGUCUAUAUGAUACUGGAGCAAGAAAGUUUGCGGUUCUUGGAACACUACCAUUAGGUUGCUUGCCAGGAGCAAGAGACGCGGCUGGAAAUUUUUUGAAAGUAUGUGCAUAUCCUGCAAAUCAAUGGGCUGAUACGUUCAACAAAAAGUUAGCAGCUAAACUUAACAAUCUCGGGACAACACUUCCUGGUUCCAAGUUUGUCUACGUAGACAUGUAUAAUUCUCUUCUUGAUCUCAUCAACAAUCCUCAGGCUUCAGGGUUUAUUGAUGCGGCUGAUGGAUGUUAUAUGCCGACGAUUUCUCCUGUUCCUUGCCCGGAUGCAUCUCGUUACGUGUUUUGGGACAUUGGUCAUCCUAGCGAGAAGUCAUACCAAACGAUUUCACCAAAGAUAAUUGAAGAACUGAAGGAGAAACUGGCAUGA
Molecule: messenger RNA, 1038 nt
Organism: Brassica oleracea var. oleracea
Lineage: Eukaryota; Viridiplantae; Streptophyta; Magnoliopsida; Brassicales; Brassicaceae
Product: GDSL esterase/lipase At1g23500
Exons: 5
Coding region: 1-1038 (345 amino acids)
Biological process (GO): lipid metabolic process
Cellular component (GO): extracellular region
Molecular function (GO): lipase activity
Source: RefSeq, a predicted model, not a curated record